Molecule: messenger RNA, 696 nt
Organism: Mesocestoides corti
Lineage: Eukaryota; Metazoa; Platyhelminthes; Cestoda; Cyclophyllidea; Mesocestoididae
Source: the annotation of a GenBank genome assembly
AUGAUGAACUCAACUGCUGGUGGCUAUCCCUACACCCUUAAUGCGGAUCAGCACGGUUUUGAGCACAACGCGAUGCUAGCACACCAGACAAGCCUGUACGCCUUCCACCAGCCCCACAGCCACCACCAGACCUUCAGUUCAUCCAAUUCCUCGGCCACAACGAAUGCCUUUGAUAAAGACAUCGCUUCCACCCCUUCUCCUCUUCCUCCUCCUCCUCAUCCCAAUCGCCUAGGAUUUAAUCAAUGCGACCAUCAGGCCAGUGUUCUGCAGUGCGCUUCGGUGAGAAGCCAAAAAACGGCACCAGGGCGUGAGAAAGGGAGGCUGAUUCAUGCAUACGCACACCAAAUUUCGACUACAGAGGCUGAAGGGAAUGCAAUAGUCGUCUGUGCUUUCGCAACCUACUUUGUGCUGAUGGCGUAUUCCAAAGUCACGUUUGACGACGUGGCGGUGGUGGUGAGGGGCCGUGGUGGGAGGUUAUGGUCCCAGGUGUGGGUCGCCCCACCACCGCCUCAAAAACCCACGUGUGGCUUGGAGGGUGUUGGGGCACUGCAAAUCGAAUUGUCCUCGCAUUACUCACGCCGUCCAGGUGUGCUAAAUGGGACAAAAUCCACUCGAUUCCCCACCCCCACCCCCCGCAGCCGCAAUCCCCGACACAAUUGGACGCUCAGACCGUCAAGGGGUGAACUCGAGAAGUGA